UGCUUUAGUGCUUGGGCACAUGUGUAUUGAUCUUAGUAGUCAACGAUGGAAGAAUGGCAGGCAUGCAACAGUUAUUGGGAGGACAUUUUAUCCCUUCUGAAGGAUUUUGGUCCACUCCGUGUCCAGAAAGUCCAAAAUGGCUGCAAAUGCUUUGCCUUUGUUGACCUGGCCUCUGUAGAGAAUGUGCACCUUGCAGUCAAGCAGCUGAAUGGACAGAUGUUUCAUAACCGGAAGUUGUACCUGAACUCAAACAACAGGAUCCCGAAGCAGAACUCGGACUCCACAAAGGGCAACACAGAGUUACCGGCUUUGGAGAAUGUUCCCUUUGAAGAGAAAGCUACUGGGACUCUGGGUGAGGAAGAGGAAACCACAGUGACUCCUGUGCCUGCCAGCCAGACCCUUCGGGCACCUGUUUCCCCUAAUGUAACUGAAAGACCAAGGACAGCCUCCUACGCUGUUCCCAUGGAGAUGAGAGGAUCCUUCUUGGUGUUUCUUCUGAGGGAUUGCUUCCAAGACCUGAGCUGGCUGGCCAUCAUUCGCAGCAUCCGUGGAGAAGUGGGGCUCCUGGUGACAGACACACUCCCCCAAACACCUUUCUUCUGGGCCAUACACCUCACUGAGGAGACUCAUGUGAACAUGGAGAAGCUGUUCUGUGCCCUGGCGGAAGUGGAGGAGCAGCAGCCCUACCUGGCAGAGGCCGAGGUUCAGCGUGGGAUCCGUUGCUUAGGGGAAUGCCACCUGGGGGAUGAUGAUGGUGGGGCCUGGAACAGGUGCUGGGUGUUGGAUCGCAUAGGUGACUGGGCUGUGGUCCUCUUCAUUGAUUUUGGCUGCUCAGCCACUCUCCCUGUGCACUCCCUGCGCAGUCUGGACAGUGAUGACUUCUGGGCCAUCCCGCCUCUGACUCAGCCCUUCAUGCUAGAGAAAGAUAUUCUCAGCUCCAAGCAAGCUGUUCGUCAAGUCUUGAAAGGAAAAAUUACUGGCUGCUUGAGCAUGGAGUCUCACAUCCUGAAGUUUGAAGAAACGAAAUGAUAACCCUUCUCAGCCCUUUUUGGUUUCCCCCCUCAUUCCCUUCAUGCCCCAGUUCCCCAGAGGACACUAGCAUCUCCUUUUGUUUGUAGCCACGCUGUUUCCCCCCAUCCUGUUGGGUCAGCCCCCUUUACUCCUGUAUCCCUAGGAUAAGCUUGUGAUUGUAUUUGAGUAGAUUCCAGUUCACAGGGCUCUGGACCUUGGCACAAAACCUGGAAGCCCCAGGAAAGGAGCAGUUAGAAAGUUCUACGUUUGCCCUGGUGCUCUUCCAAGAAAUAGGCUCUCUAGGAAGGGCGAUUCAGACCUAAUUUAGGGCUUCUGGAUUCAUGUUGAGAGCCCAAGUUGGCCAUCACUUUCUUUUUUUUUUAAACUUUUGUACCCCUUCUGCCACACUCCAGGUUAAUAAUAUAACAGGGAAUAUACCGAAGGGGACUGUUGCAUUAAUAUCAUGUCUGAUGUUAUAGAUGAAAUCACUUUAGGUGGAAGAUACCAACCCAGGGGCUAUCUCCCUAGCUGACAGGAGUUACUGGGAGCCGAAUGAUUGCAAAUAAACUAGUUGAAUAAGCCA
Molecule: messenger RNA, 1594 nt
Organism: Gracilinanus agilis (Agile Gracile Mouse Opossum)
Lineage: Eukaryota; Metazoa; Chordata; Mammalia; Didelphimorphia; Didelphidae
Gene: TDRD10
Product: tudor domain containing 10
Exons: 10
Coding region: 46-1029 (327 amino acids)
Molecular function (GO): RNA binding
Source: RefSeq, a predicted model, not a curated record